Molecule: messenger RNA, 2131 nt
Organism: Medicago truncatula (barrel medic)
Lineage: Eukaryota; Viridiplantae; Streptophyta; Magnoliopsida; Fabales; Fabaceae
Product: malate dehydrogenase [NADP], chloroplastic
Exons: 13
Coding region: 223-1536 (437 amino acids)
Biological process (GO): malate metabolic process
Molecular function (GO): L-malate dehydrogenase (NADP+) activity
Source: RefSeq, a predicted model, not a curated record
UGUAUUUCAAAUCCAUCCUCUUUGUUCCAUCAUACCCUCCCUUUUUUCUUCCUUCUACACUUCUCUUCAUCAACUUUGCAACUUCUCAACCAAACUCUUUAUGUUUUCUCAUUUUCUUAUACCCUUUUAGAAACUUCUUCAUAAAGUCUUGUUUUUUUUAUUACUACUCUUAUUAUCAAGUACCACAAACUUAGUGUUUCUUGAAUUCUAAGAUUCUUUGACAUGGCUCUGACACAGUUAAACAACACUUACUCAAAAACUCAACUUCACUCAUCAUCACAACUCUCAUUUCUCUCUAGGACUCUUCCAAGGCACCAUCACUGUACUUUAGCACCACUUCGCAGAACUCAACAUGCUAGAAUUUCUUGUUCUGUUGCACCAAAUCAAGUGCAGGUGCCAGCUGUACAGACACAGGAUCCCAAGAAUAAGCCUGAUUGCUAUGGUGUCUUCUGCCUUACCUAUGAUUUGAAGGCUGAGGAGGAGACAAAAUCCUGGAAGAAAUUAAUUACCAUUGCAGUCUCGGGUGCUGCCGGAAUGAUUUCCAAUCAUCUACUUUUCAAGCUUGCAUCUGGUGAAGUUUUUGGUCCAAAUCAACCUGUUGCUCUGAAAUUAUUAGGAUCGGAAAGGUCAUUGCAAGCUCUUGAAGGUGUUGCGAUGGAGUUGGAGGACUCUUUAUUUCCUUUGCUGAGGGAAGUUAUUAUUAGCAUUGAUCCUUAUGAGGUGUUCCAAGAUGCAGAUUGGGCUUUGCUAAUAGGUGCAAAGCCUCGAGGACCUGGAGUGGAGCGUGCUGCUUUGCUAGACAUAAAUGGGCAGAUUUUUGCGGAGCAGGGAAAAGCACUCAAUGCGGUUGCAUCUCGCAAUGUCAAAGUUAUAGUCGUGGGAAACCCUUGCAAUACAAAUGCAUUAAUAUGCUUGAAGAAUGCUCCAAAUAUUCCUGCAAAAAAUUUCCAUGCUUUAACUCGUUUAGAUGAGAACAGGGCAAAAUGUCAGCUAGCCCUGAAGGCAGGUGUCUUCUACGAUAAAGUCUCGAAUAUGACGAUCUGGGGAAACCACUCAACUACUCAGGUCCCUGACUUCUUAAAUGCCAGAAUCGAUGGAUUGCCCGUCAAAGAAGUGAUUAAGGAUCAUAAAUGGUUAGAGGAAGAGUUCACUGAAAAAGUUCAAAAGAGAGGUGGUGUGCUUAUUCAAAAAUGGGGAAGAUCAUCUGCUGCAUCAACUUCUGUGUCUAUAGUUGAUGCCAUACGAUCUUUGAUCACUCCUACUCCCGAGGGUGAUUGGUUUUCUACUGGUGUGUAUACCAGUGGAAAUCCUUAUGGAAUAGCUGAAGAUAUUGUUUUCAGUAUGCCGUGUCGAUCAAAGGGAGAUGGUGAUUAUGAACUUGUCAAGGAUGUUAUAUUUGAUGACUACCUACGACAGAAAUUAGCCAAGACAGAAGCUGAGUUAUUGGCCGAGAAAAAAUGCGUGGCUCACCUAACCGGCGAGGGGAUUGCUGUUUGUGAUCUACCUGGUGAUACCAUGCUCCCAGGAGAAAUGUAACUAGCUAAUCUUCUGAAUGUCAAAGCAGAUACAUGGAAGUAAGAUCAUACCAAUUGAUGUAGAAUAAUGGUUAUGUAAUAAAAGGGGGAAAACAUGGCUAAAUUGCAUUUUUGGACCCAUACGUUUAUUUUAGGUUUCAAGUUGGUCUCUUCGUUUAAAAAGCUUCAAGUUGUUCCUUACGUUAUUGAUGUCAACAUAAGUUCGUCCUUUCCGUCAUAUUUUGAGGUAACUCUGUCGAAAACGUCCAUGUGGCACUCUCAAAGUUAUCCACGUGUGUGUUUCUAUUAGCCACAUGGACUUUUAAAACAGAGAUUUGAUAAUCCAAUCUUAACAACGUAAGGGACCAACUUGAAACUUUCUAAAUGUAGGGGACCAACUUAAAACGUAAAUUAAACGUAAGGACCAAACAUGCAAUUUAGCUGGAAAUACAUUUAUUGAGCAAUAAUAUAAAUUUCAAAACAUUCAUUUGAUUUAAAACCAUAAAGCUCGUCAACAUGUAAUAAGUGGGAUUUUGUAUAACCUAUUUCUAGUUAUGAAGCUUGAGAUGUAUCGUUCUAAAUUAUUGUGUUCUACAAGCUGGAUUUCUGAGUCUUAA